Molecule: messenger RNA, 3422 nt
Organism: Passer montanus (Eurasian tree sparrow)
Lineage: Eukaryota; Metazoa; Chordata; Aves; Passeriformes; Passeridae
Product: heat shock 70 kDa protein 12A-like
Exons: 4
Coding region: 31-1770 (579 amino acids)
Molecular function (GO): ATP binding; ATP-dependent protein folding chaperone
Source: RefSeq, a predicted model, not a curated record
CCAGAGCUGUGUGCCUGCCCUGCAGUGGCCAUGGCCAGCCAGUCAGUCUUCGUCGUCGCUAUAGAUUUUGGCACGUCCUACAGCGGGUACUGUUUUUCUCUUGCUUCAGGUACGGACCAAAUCCGCCAGGUUUACUGGGGAGCAGAGCAUGGUGUAAAGACCCCAAAGAUGCCUACGAGCAUCUUGUUCAACGAGAAGAAGGAGUUCAAAUAUUUUGGUUAUGAUGCUGUGAUGAAGUACAAGAGCCUGCCCUCCAGCCAAGCUGACAGCUGGUACUUCUUCCAGAACUUCAAGAUGCAGCUGUACAACACGAAUGUCACAGCUGGCAUGAAGCUGAAAGCCACCAAUGGAAAGUUCCUUCCUGCCUUGACAGUCUUUUCCGAAAGCCUGCGCUACAUGAAGGAACAUGCUUUGAACACCAUCAAGGAGGCCUCUUUCCACACUGUCUACGACCAGGAGGAGAUCACCUGGGUCGUUACUGUCCCGGCCAUAUGGAGCGCUGCUGCCAAGCAGUUCAUGCGUCUGGCAGCAAAAGAGGCAGGAAUUAUCUCUGACAUGCUCUCUAGGAACCUGAUCAUUGCCUUGGAGCCAGAAGCUGCAUCGCUGUGGUGCAAGCAGCUUCCACAUGAAGGGUUUAUGGCAGACGGCAGUGACAAGAAGAAGUUUGAAGACUCCCCUGGGAUCCAGUAUGUUGUCGUUGACUGUGGAGGUGGCACCAUAGACAUCACAGUACAUGAGAUCCAAGAAAACCAUUACAUAAAGGAGCUACAUAAGGCAACUGGAGGUGGAUGGGGAGGCAACAGAGUGGAUGAAAACUUCAUCAAUUUCCUCAAGGAAAUAUUCAGUGAUGACUUAUGGGAUGAAUAUGUGAAGAAGCACCCUACUGAAUUUCAAAAUAUGAUGUACAACUUCAGCCUACAGAAAUGCUCUGCUAGCAGGGAGGCAGUCUACAUACGUUGCUACUACAACCUGACCAGACUGGCAGAGUCCAAGAAGGACAUCUCCAAGUUCUUUGAAAAAGCAGCAGGAGCUGUGUGGUGCGAUGGGACAAUCAUGAUUACAUAUGAGAAAAUGAAGAGCUUGUUUGACUACAGUAUCAACAAUAUAAUUUUUGCUUUGAGGAAAAUUCUUUGCAAACCUGAGAUGGACAAAGUCCAGUAUAUUUUACUUGUGGGAGGCUUUGCAUCCAGCAUCAUCCUGCGAGAUGCAGUCAGGCAGGCCUUUAGCAGCAAGUAUGACAUCCUUUGUCCCAUGGAGGCCCAGGCAGCCAUUGCAAAAGGGGCUGUUUUAUUUGGAGUUAAUCCACACAUCAUUACCUCAAGAAUCAGCUGUAGGACAUAUGGCUUAAGAAUAUGUGAGAAAUUUGAUGAUGCUAUCCAUGACGCCCGCAAACGGAGGGUCUCAAAAGCUGGUGACUAUGUUUAUUGCACGGAUCUCUUCCAGAAACUGGUGGAAAUUGGGGAGUCAGUGAACAUACAUGAAGCUGCCUGCUAUGAUUUCUUUCCAAUAGAACCAGAUCAAACAAAGGUAAACUUUGCUUUCUAUUGUACAAAAAAGCAGAAUGCUCAGUAUGUGGAUGAGGAAGGGAUGGAACUGCUUGGCUCCUGUUUAGUGCCAUCACCAGCCACGUGGCUGGGGACAAAUCGAAUGCUGAAGGUGGAGAUUCAAUUUGGGCUUACUGAAUUUAAAGCCACAUGUACUGAUGUUACUUCCCAAGCAAGUCGGACAGUUAUAAUGGAUUUUUUAUCUUAUAAUUACUCAUCAUAUUGAACAGGUCUUAGAUGCCUUUUCCAACCAUUAUAAUUCUAACAAUUCUAUGACUUCUAAAGGAUAAAGGAGACAAUUGGACUAAUAAGUCCAUCAUUCAACUUUCUGUUUACACAGGAAGACUACUAGUCUGAUUCUCUGGUUCCUUCCAUUCCUCACCAACACCUCAUUUUCUCUUGUAUCUGACAGCAGGUUUUCCUGCUGCUUUAUCUCAUGCCCUUUUAGCUUGCAUCUCUGAAUACAAUAGUCCACCCACCAAUACAAUCAUCUGUGACCUACCUGUGUUUGGAUGGAAAGCCUCUGGACUGGUGUCUAAUUUCCACAUAAAGCAGCCCAUAGCUGUUUAUUUUAGCCUGAUGUUGUCUUGCAGCUAUGUCUUCUCUUUCUCUGACAUCAGGUCACUUUAUCUGGAGUCCAGGUUUAAUUCUGCUGGGGGUGAUAUUCAGUGGAUUUCUAUUUUCUUCAGAACAUGAUUUAUAUAAACUCUAUGUAAUUAAAGCUCCAGUAUCCUAGACAAGGGAGUUGAGUGACCCAGUCUAGGGGCUUGUGUCUAAAACCUGUGGGAGUGCUGUUUCCAUUAAAUGAUUGGGUGUUUCAAUCUCAUCAGUUGGGCAGAUAUAAAUGCCAGAUUGUAACAUUACAGAUAUGAACAGUGUAUAUGCUGCUGCCUGAUGCCUCUGUCCAGCCCUGGUACUCUGCAUCUCUGAUUUGGGCACGAUAUUUUCUAGAUCUCUAAAAGCUGAUCUCUUUCCUCCUGCCUGCAGCACCUGUGCAAAAGUUGAGCACUGUGAAGGCUUCAUGAGCCUAAAUUUGUCCACAAAAAGGAUGCAGUCCUGCAGUGUGCUGGGUCUGGCUGAGGUGGAGUUAACUUUCUUCAUAGCAACCCUUAUGUUGGUGUAUGGUUUGGCUCCAGAAUGAUGCUGAUAGCACACUGAUGGUUCAGGGUGGGCUGGGGUUUGUGGAGUUGGCUUUCUUUCCCUUUACUAAGGAUGUCAAGUUUCUCUGCUGAACACCAGCCUCCCCCAAUGCAAACUCUUGGUUAGGUGGAUACAGUGCAAGAAAACUCAACACUGUCAUCCUUAUUAGUUAAUGAUCAUGUUAGAGUCACUGCUGGCCGUGUACUGAAUGUUGUUAAUCAUGAGAGCAGCAUUCAGGACUAACCUGCAUAAAAGUGAAAUGAUUUUGAAAUUUUAAAUGUUAAAUUUAAAAUGUUUGUGCAUGCAAUAAAAAUAUUCACAACAAACACCAGUGUGCAUUUCUACCAGUUCGGGUGGUACCACUCUGAACACUCCAUAAGGGCUGUUCUGGGGGCUAAGUCCCAAGAAAAUGAGUAAUCCUGCUUUUUUCUUACUCUUUGCAUUUGGUAUUUUCACCAGUGGAAAGCCCAACAUGGCUCCACCGAGCUCACCAAGGCCCUGGAAUGGGAAGAGAAGUAUGGUCUGGGAAAGUGGCAGUGGGGAAACCUUUCCCACCCAUGUGCCAGGUGGGCUUUGGGAUUCAGACACCGGCAGUCAUGACUGCAGCUCCUAGUUUUGCUUGUUCUGAUGAGCUGGUUAUGUUGAUAACCUCAGACACUGAGCAUGAGCAGAUGCAGGUGUUUGUCCUUUCUGUGAAAGCAGCACUGAGUGUCAGGGUCUUGGGCUAAGCAUCCCUGA